This is a messenger RNA of Dentiscutata erythropus, 1092 nucleotides long. The record is from the annotation of a GenBank genome assembly. NCBI's taxonomy places the organism in Eukaryota, Fungi, Glomeromycota, Glomeromycetes, Diversisporales, Gigasporaceae.
AUGUCUUUAAAUACUAAAUCAUAUUGCCUCUUUAUAGGUCAAUCAAUUCACAAUUCACUUCUCCUUUCGGAAUCAUACCCAAACAUUACUUCGGCAGAACUUGGCCACAGUUUUCCUUAUGCUUUGCUCGGUUCCUUUGCGGUGCUUUUAGCAAUCAGUUUUGUAUAUUCAACACCAUCGGUCGAAAUUGAAGAUAAUAUCGAUUUAAACUUUCUUAUGCCUAAUAAAAAACUCCUUGAUAUUAUUGGAUUCACAUUAGCAGUACAACCAUUUUGGACAUGGUUCCCUUUGUCAAUUCUAACCGGCAUCCAUGCAGACUUAGGUGACACGACGUUUGCAAGUAACCUUUUUACAGCACAAUAUUCAGCCUGGGCAAUUUGGUGUUGUUUAUAUCUUAUUUCUUUAUGCUUUAUAUGGAGAAGAUUGAAUUCAGUUAUAAAAUAUCAAAUCAAAGAAUUAAAAAGUCGGUUAAGAAGUGGAUUGGAGGAUGCUGAUAGUGAAUUAGAACGUUUAGAGAGAGGAAAAAGAAAUAUAUAUUUUCCGAUGUCAUGUAUAAUAUCUGGUAUAAUGAUUCAGGUCAUUUUCUUGGCAGCUAUUCUUGCUUUAGUACAUACAAGCGAAGCAACUUGUGCAAACAAGGCUGUCUAUGAUGAUUGUAAUAGUAGGGGACAAACCCAACUAAAUGCCUGCUAUGCCAAACCUAAUGACUACCCUUGUCAGUGUACUGCGAUGACAGCCAUUCGUAAUUGCUAUCGUCAAUGUCCGGAUGAUACAGACAUCACUAGCCAAGGAAAUGCCUAUCAGACGUCUGUAGAUCAAGUGUGUAGUUAUGCAAAUCAACAACUGACAGCCUCAUCAGCUCCCGCUCCAACUCAACCAACUAUGGCCCCAGCUGGUCCAACGGCUCCAACGACUCCAUCGAAUCCAUCGAAUCCAUCGAAUCCUCCUGCUUCAAGUGGAUCACCAUCUAACCAACCUACAAAGUCUGACACACCAUCUGGUACAAAAUCUUCUGCUAAUUCCAAUAACAAUGGACGACAAAUUUUCUUUGCGGCUGUUCUAUCAAUAGUGGUUCUUAUUAUGGCGUUUUAA